AUGGCCGUGAAUUCCUGUCUAGUACCGAUAUUAAUCUGUGACGGAUGGGAUAUUUACACGAUUGAAGGCUUAGGUAACAAGAGAGAUGGUUAUCACACGAUUCAAGCAACGCUUGCUGACAAAAAUGGUUCUCAAUGUGGAUAUUGCUCUCCUGGCAUGGUGAUGAAUCUAUAUGGUCUCAUUCAUGACGAAAAGUUGUCUAUGCAGCAAAUCGAAAAUUCAUUUGGUGGUAAUAUUUGUCGAUGUACUGGAUAUCGUUCGAUUUUGGAUGCGUUCAAGGGAUUUGCCAAUGAUGCACCGCCAUCAAUGAUGAAAAACAUCAGCGACAUUGAGGUGCCGAUUACUUCACAGGAAUUGUACAAAAUUAAAGCUUGCCCGAAAUACGGAGUGUCACGUGCAGAUAGUCGCUGCGACAAGCAACUGUUCCGUGGAAACAUAUUAUAUAUAAAGUUAGAAGACGCAGAAUUUUAUAAAGUUUACUCAAUCAGAGAUGUAUUUGAAAUAUUUCAACGAAAUUCGAGAGCUACUUAUAUAUUAAAUGGAGGAAAUACUGCGUAUGGUGUUUAUCGUUCGAGUAAAAAAGAUAUCUGUAUCGAUAUAAACGACAUUCCAGACUUACGUAAUAUUCAAAUUACCAAGGACUAUCUGGUCCUAGGAGGAAAUGUGACCAUUACCAUGGCGAUACAGACAUUUCAAAAAUAUUCAACCGAACCCAAUUUUAAAUAUCUAAGUCAAUUGGCCGAGCAUGUAGAAAAGAUCGCAAACGUACCCGUGCGAAAUAUUGGUAGCAUCGCCGGCAACUUAAUGAUUAAGCACGCGCAUAAUGAGUUCCCAUCUGAUAUGUUUUUGGUAUUAGAGACCAUCGGUGCUAAAAUACAUGUCCUAGAAUCACCAAGUAGAAAGCAAAGUAUGCACCUUAUCGAAUUUCUGAAGCUCGAUAUGCAUCAUAAAAUCAUCUACAGUGUUGUAUUACCACCGUUAUCCAACGAUUAUGAAUUUAGAUCCUACAAGAUCAUGCCUAGAGCCCAGAACGCUCAUGCUCACGUCAACGCCGGCUUUCUCUUCAAACUCGAUGGCGGUGGCAAAGUAUUGGAAGAACCUAACAUCAUCUAUGGUGGCAUCAAUAAACAGUUCUUGCACGCAACAAAGACACAGCAACAACUGGUGGGUAAAUCUAUCCUUGAUGAUGACGUACUGAAGGCAGCCUUGAGUACACUGCAUGACGAACUGCAACCUGACCAUGUGCUUCCGGACUAUUCACCGGAAUUCCGCAGAAAUCUUGCCGAAGGAUUAUUUUACAAGUUUGUGUUAAGCAUCAAACCAGAGAUCGUAAAUACCAGACUUCGUAGCGGAGGCUCUUUGUUAGAACGAACUCUAUCAUCAGGUACGCAGGACUACGAUACAAAUAGGGACAUAUGGCCAGUGAAUAAGCCCAUAACGAAGUUAGAAGCCAUUAAGCAAACAUCAGGUGAAGCCCAAUAUUGCAAUGAUCUGCCUCCAUUUCCUAGAGAAGUAUUUUGCGCUUUCGUCCUCACCGAAAUUGGUAAUGGCAAGAUCGAGAAUAUAGAUGCAAACAAGGCGCUUAAAAUGAAGGGUGUAGUGGCGUUCUUCAGCGCCAAGGACAUACCGGGAAAAAAUUUAUGCAUUGCAGCCGUUAGUGAGUUGUUGUUCAUAUCAGAGGAUGAGUUGCUGUUUGCUGAAAAUGAUGUUUUGUAUGCUGGCCAACCGGUAGGUGUAAUUGUCGCGGAGACGCAAUAUUUGGCAAAUGAGGCCGCGAAAUUGGUGAAAAUUACAUAUAGCGAAUCUUUGAGAACGAAACCGGUGAUAAGCAUCGAGGAUGCAAUUGCCACGCAGGACGAGACUAGAAUCAGGCACAACGCCAACAUCCCGGCAAAAAAUAUAGGAAAAAAUACUGAACAAGUAAUAAAGGGCGUUUUUCAUUGCGGCAGUCAGUAUCAUUACACCAUGGAAACUCAGUCUUGCGUGUGCGUUCCUGUGGAGGAUGGAAUGGACGUCUAUCCAUCAUCGCAAUGGAUGGAUCUCAUUCAAAUAUCGAUCGCGAAUUGUCUUGAUGUUCUGAAUAAUAGCAUCAAUGUGUACAUCAGACGAGUUGGUGGUGCAUACGGAUCGAGAAUUUCACGCAACGCGCAAAUUUCGUGUGCUUGUGCAUUGGUAUGUUACAAAUUGAAUCGUCCAGCACGAUUCGUUUUGACGAUAGAGAGCAAUAUGCAAUCGGUAGGCAAGAGAUAUUCUACGCGCCAAGAAUAUGAAAUUGGGGUGAACAAUGACGGAGUUAUUCAGUACCUCAACUCAAAACAUUGGAGCAACUGCGGUUUCAGUUUCAAUGAAUCACAAUCUGCCAGUGUGGUUGACAGCAUGAAAAGUUGUUCCUAUGCGACCGAUUUUUGGACGUUCAAUGGAUUUGACGUACGAACCGAUAUACCGUCAAAUACGUUUUGUCGGGCACCAUUCAAUACGGAAGCAGUGGCUAUGAUCGAGAAUAUAAUGGAGCACAUAGCGAGAGUGACGAAAAAGGAUCCGGUAGAGGUCAGAUUGUCGAAUAUGAAUGAUGUAGAUAAAACCGUAUUAGAAACUAUGAUAAAGGAUUUGUCGAAGUCGGCAGAUUAUGAGAUGCGAAAACGAGCCGUUGAAAUCUUUAAUACUCAGAAUCGUUGGAAGAAGAAGGGAAUUGCCACAGUAAUAAUGAAAUUUGUGGCAAUUUAUUUGGGGCAAUUCAAUGCAAUGGUAUCUAUUUGCGCUCGUGACGGUUCGGUUUGCGUGACGCAUGGCGGAAUUGAGGUCGGUCAAGGGAUAAAUACCAAGAUUGCUCAAAUGACAGCUCGCACAUUAGGGAUCGAUCUGGAAUUAAUCUCCGUUAAAAAAAGUAAUAAUUUAACAACACCCAAUAAUGUGAAUACAGGAGGCGAUAUUACUACACAGUCCUGCGGAUACGCAACAAUUCAAGCCUGCAAAGAGAUUUUGAAGAGACUUGAACCGAUAAGAAAUGAAAUGACAAAUCCGACGUGGAAGGAUCUCGUUUUCACAGCAUUUAAAAAAGACGUUGAUUUAUGCGCACGUUACAUGGUGGCAACCGGGCCAACAAAAGAUGAGAUAAAGCCUUACAACAUUUAUGGUGUCACCAUUGCCGAAGUAGAGAUCGAUGUAUUGACCGGCGAGCAUAUUAUCAGAAGAGUUGAUUUGAUGGAAGAUGCUGGUGUAAGCCUAAAUCCGGAAAUCGACGUCGGUCAGGUGGAGGGAGCUUUCGUGAUGGGAAUAGGAUAUUGGACUUCUGAGGAUCUGGUGUACGAUCCUAAAACAGGAGUAUUAACGAAUGACAGAACCUGGAAUUAUAAACCAGCAGGAGCGAAGGAUAUUCCUGAAGAUUUCCGCGUAUAUUUACGCAAAAACUCGGUCAACCCAUUCGGCAUGUUUGGUUCAAAAUCAACCGGUGAACCACCGCUUUGUAUGAGUUGUGUAAUUCCGACAGCGAUCCGCAAAGCAUUGAAUUCCGCUAGAGCGGAUGCAGGGAAUAUGGAUGAGUGGUAUCAACUGGAUGGACCGUGUACUACAGAACGUAUACUUCUAACCAGUUUAACCAGCAAAAAUGACAUGGUGCUUUCCCAAACAGCACAUGAUUUUGAGCUGGUUCCGCGGGAUAUCGAAGAAGUAUAUUGCGUACAUUCUCAGAAUGACAUUCAAAAUACGUACUGCGACGUACAAUAG
Mycetomoellerius zeteki is the source of this 3723-nucleotide messenger RNA. Its product is annotated as xanthine dehydrogenase/oxidase-like. The transcript has 16 exons. The record is from RefSeq and is a predicted model, not a curated record. Gene Ontology annotation, molecular function: FAD binding; oxidoreductase activity; iron ion binding. NCBI's taxonomy places the organism in Eukaryota, Metazoa, Arthropoda, Insecta, Hymenoptera, Formicidae. Bases 1 to 3723 code for a protein of 1240 amino acids.